AAAAAACAAAAAUUUUAUAAGUAUUAAAAACAUAAUAUCAAAAUGAAUGAAACAUAUGAUUAUAUUAUACUUGGAACCGGAUUAAAAGAAUGUAUUCUUUCAGGACUCCUUAGUGUAGAAAACAAAAAAGUGCUUCAUCUUGACAAAAAUAAUUAUUAUGGAGGGGAAACGGCAAGUUUAUCGCUUAAUCAGAUCUAUAAAAAGUUUUAUCCAGGUCAAGAGCCACCCUCAUAUUUAGGAAACGACCGUAGCUGGUCUAUUGAUUUAAUUCCUAAAUUUAUUAUUGCAAAUGGGGAGUUAACUCGUAUGCUUUAUCAUACGGAUGUUACACGUUACCUAGAAUUUAAAUCAAUUAGUGGGAGUUUUGUAUAUAAGGAUAAAAAAAUAGCCAAGGUGCCUGCUACAGAUAUAGAGGCUAUACGUUCGCCUUUAAUGAAUUUAUUUGAAAAAAGAAGAAUGAAGAAAUUUUUGGAAUUUAUUUGCAAUUAUGAUGAAAACGAUACUACAACACAUCAAUCUCUCGAUUUUAAUCAUGAUUCUAUGGAUAAAGUAUACUCCAAAUUUAACUUGGAAACGGGUACAAAAGAAUUUAUUGGCCAUGCAAUGGCCCUAUAUCUUGAUGAUAGCUAUCUAUUUCAACCUGCUCAAGAGACAUAUAAACGAAUUAUCUUAUACAUCAAUUCAGUGGCACUGUAUGGAAAAUCUCCAUAUAUAUAUCCUCUUUUUGGGCAAGGUGAUCUUCCUCAAAGUUUUGCAAGACUCUCUGCUGUUUAUGGAGGAACAUAUAUGUUAAAUAGAAAAGUUGAUGAAAUUGUUUAUGAAAAUGGGGUUGCAAUUGGUAUCAAAUCCGAUGGGGAAAUAGCUUAUGCAUCAAAAAUUAUUGGAGAUCCAUCAUAUUUUCCUGAUAGAGUUAGAAAAACUGGGAAAGUUAUUCGAGUUAUUUGUAUACUUAAUCAUCCUAUUCCAAAUACGGAUAAUUCUGAUUCUUUGCAAAUUAUUAUACCUCAAAGUCAAGUUCGACGAAAACAUGAUAUUUAUAUUGCUAUGGUAUCAUCAGUUCAUAACGUUUGUCCAAAAGGUUAUUAUCUUGCAAUAGUUUCGACAAUAGUUGAAACGGAUAACCCUCAUAUAGAAGUAGAACCUGGUCUUAAUUUACUUGGACCUAUUGUUAAAAAAUUCAUCUAUGUUAGUGAUAUUUUGGAACCAAUUGGUGAUAGUAAAGAUAAUAUUUUUGUUUCAAAAAGUUAUGAUGCUACUAGUCAUUUUGAAACAGCUACAGAGGAUGUUAAUAGAAUUUAUCGUCAAGCUGAAGGGAGAGAUUUAAUUGUCAAGCGGUCAAUUACUACAGAAGAUUAAUAAAAAUACAAAUAAUUAUUAAUGGCUAUAAUAUGUAUUCCCUAAAUUAUUGAACUAUUAAAGUUUUGA
Messenger RNA from Pneumocystis murina B123, 1425 nucleotides. RefSeq lists its product as hypothetical. Bases 43 to 1356 code for a protein of 437 amino acids. Lineage: Eukaryota; Fungi; Ascomycota; Pneumocystomycetes; Pneumocystales; Pneumocystaceae. Gene Ontology annotation, biological process: vesicle-mediated transport; small GTPase-mediated signal transduction; protein transport. The record is from RefSeq and is a predicted model, not a curated record. The transcript is spliced from 11 exons. Gene Ontology annotation, molecular function: Rab GDP-dissociation inhibitor activity. Gene Ontology annotation, cellular component: cytoplasm.